GUUGAUAGCGAGAACCAAGAGCAAACUGACAACGACUUCUUAAUUCAGUUCAGCUUCGUUUGAUUUAGUCCACCGAAAGCAAUGAAGCAGUUCACAUUCAGGGGUCUUAUGGCGCCGGUGUUCACACCGUUUCUAAACGAUAAAGGUAAAACGAUUAACUACGAUAUCAUCGAGGAAUAUGCGGGAUUUUUAAAAUCAAAGAAAGUACCGGCCAUUCUCGUGAAUGGAACCACCGGCGAGGGAAUGUGUAUGAGCGUACAGGAACGUAAAUUGGUCACGGAGAAAUGGAAAGAGGCCUGCGACAAACACGGACUUGUGAUGAUGGUUCAGGUCGGUGGUGCACCCUAUCCAGAUGUGAUCGAAUUGGCUCGUCAUGCCGAGCAGUUGGAUGUGAACGGUGUGCUCUGUUUACCGGAAUUGUACUUCAAACCCAAAACUCCGGAGAAGCUGGUUGAAUAUCUGCAGCAUGUGGCGAUUCACUGUGCGAAGACGCCCUUCUUUUACUACCACAUUCCAAUGUUUUCCGAUGUUAACGUGAAUAUGCCAACAUUCUUAAAUCUUGCAGAGAAAGCGAUUCCAAACUUUCGCGGCAUAAAAUAUACCAGUGGUGAGCUAGAUCAGGGAUCUGGUUGUCUCAAACCGAGCCGGUUUAUAUUGUUGGGGGCUGAUUCUAUACUCUGUGGAGCGGUUGCUGCUGGUUUCGAUUCCUUCAUAAUGACCACGCUUAAUAUUUGGCCCGAAAUUUCAUUGCAAAUCAUCGAAAACUUAGGCAAGGGUGAACUCAAGAAGGCCAGAACUCUUCAAUGUGAGCUUAACGCGAAAAUCGCAGAUGUACUGAAACAUGGUGAUUGGGUUACUGCAAUGAAGAAAGCAUUCAAUGAAAACUGCCCAUUCGAUCUCGGCAAAACGCGUGCGCCGUUAAGUUUUUGAGCCAUUAGCCAUGCAAUUCAUAUGCAUAUAUGCAUAUAAGAUGCUUCUG
Uranotaenia lowii is the source of this 979-nucleotide messenger RNA. Its product is annotated as N-acetylneuraminate lyase B-like. The record is from RefSeq and is a predicted model, not a curated record. NCBI's taxonomy places the organism in Eukaryota, Metazoa, Arthropoda, Insecta, Diptera, Culicidae. Gene Ontology annotation, biological process: N-acetylneuraminate catabolic process. Bases 82 to 930 code for a protein of 282 amino acids. Gene Ontology annotation, molecular function: 4-hydroxy-tetrahydrodipicolinate synthase activity; N-acetylneuraminate lyase activity. The transcript is spliced from 4 exons.